Molecule: messenger RNA, 412 nt
Organism: Hibiscus syriacus
Lineage: Eukaryota; Viridiplantae; Streptophyta; Magnoliopsida; Malvales; Malvaceae
Product: transcription factor bHLH153-like
Exons: 3
Coding region: 27-317 (96 amino acids)
Source: RefSeq, a predicted model, not a curated record
ACACAGCUUCUGUCCUCUUGGAGGCAAUGGAAUACAUACAAUUUCUUCACGAACAAGUUAAAGUGUGGAGUGCUCCAUACCUCCAAACCUCACCUACAAUUAAUAUGCAGAUUGUAGAGCAUUAUAGCCUGAGAAACCGAGGUUUAUGUCUUGUUCCAAUCUCUUGUACUGUCGGAGUUGCUCGGAGCAAUGGUGCUGAUAUUUGGGCUCCCAUCAAGACCACAUCUCCAAAUUUGAUUAAGCCAUCUCACAAUCCAGCAUCUCAUUUCACGGUAACCGGAAGGCUUCGAAAUCCAGUAAAUCGGUUUAGUAGGUAACCGACUUAUCAUCCAAGGCACAAACUAUAAAGGAAUAUGGUUGUAGGCAAAUUAUUAGUCUUAGAUUGGUAGCAUUGUGUAUCUAAAAUGCAGUC